AUGGAACACGUCACAUCCACAAUCACCAAGCAAGCAGCAGAAGAACCAUUUUGCCCUCCAAACCCACAUCGAAGACCACAUAUUUCCAUCACCUCCAGCUCCAGCUCCAGCUCCAGCUUGGGAGCAUUUACAUCCGCAUCCUCAUCCGGUAUCUCUACACCGACAAGCCUGACACCAUCGUCACCGUCGACACCAACUGAAUUCAAACCGCAUCCGAAAUACAACUGCCACGUACCACAACUCUGCCCUAAAACAGGACACAAGAUUGAUGUUUUACAACGGAGUUUUCCUAAGCCGAAGGAGGAGGUUAACAUUGAGGAGGCUUUGGCGCGAGGUCCGCUGCCUGGAAGAUAUGCGAGGGAGCGAGUUGUUCGAGAGGAGACAGUAGAGCAGAAGAUGAGCGAGUUUGAGAGGGUGAAGAGAGAGUUGAGGGGAUUGAAGGAAUUCUAA
Cadophora gregata is the source of this 450-nucleotide messenger RNA. RefSeq lists its product as uncharacterized. The coding region runs from base 1 to 450 and encodes 149 amino acids. Lineage: Eukaryota; Fungi; Ascomycota; Leotiomycetes; Helotiales; Ploettnerulaceae. The transcript has a single exon. The record is from RefSeq and is a predicted model, not a curated record.